Wickerhamiella sorbophila is the source of this 729-nucleotide messenger RNA. RefSeq names its product Ribosome maturation protein SDO1. The coding region runs from base 1 to 729 and encodes 242 amino acids. The transcript has a single exon. The record is from RefSeq and is a predicted model, not a curated record. Gene Ontology annotation, biological process: ribosome biogenesis; cytosolic ribosome assembly. NCBI's taxonomy places the organism in Eukaryota, Fungi, Ascomycota, Dipodascomycetes, Dipodascales, Trichomonascaceae.
AUGGUAAUUUCGCAGCCGCUGGGCAGCAUCAAACUGACGAAUGUGUCGCAGGUGCGCAUGCGCAAGGGCAAGCGGCGAUACGAGGUUGUCUGUUACCGGAAUAAAGUACAGGACUGGCGCCGCGGGGUCGAAAAGGACAUUGACGAGGUGCUGCAAAUCCCGCAGGUGUUUGUGAACGCAGCCAAGGGCGAAGUGGCGAACGGGUCGGAUCUGAAGGAAGAUUUUGGCACGUCGGACGUGAACGAGGUGGUGCUUGAAAUUUUGAACAAAGGCGAGCUUCAGGUCGGCAGCAAAGAGCGUCAGCUUCAGCAGGAGCAGGUCCAGGCGACUGUCUUGGAGGAGGUGGCGAGAAAAUGCGUGAAUCCGCGCAACAAUUACCCUUACACCGUUUCAAUUAUCCAGAAGCUGCUGCAGGAGCUCGAUUUCAAGUUCUCAUCCACCAAGCCUGCCAAGGGACAGGCUCUCGAAGCCAUCAAACUGCUGGUCGAACGCCAGGUGAUUCCUAUUGCCAGAGCACGAAUGCAGAUCCGAGUGAGCGAUGACGCUCAGCACGCUAAAGAGUACUGGGAGGAAGUCACCGAGCUUGUGGAUGUUGAAUCAGAGAACUGGGACACCGAGUGGGAGCUAGUGGGCAAGAUCGAUCCCUCUGACUUCCGCACAAUUGACAGGCUUGUUUCGGAAAAAUCACACGGCCUGGGAUUCGUGGACGUUGUAUCUCUUGACUACUAA